CGACGGUGUAAUUAGAUGACUUUGAGGAGAAAAAUCCAAAUUUGAUGUUGAUUGAAGUGGUGAAACGAAGAUACAAGGAAGGAAUUAAAGCUGCUUUGACUUACCACAAAAGAAGAAGAAGAAGAAGAAAAACAAGCAUUUCAUCCAUUCCCAAUUACCUAGUUAGUUCUCCAUUGACUCUGUCUAGAUUCAUCUCUAUAUUGCUCACGCUUCUCAUACAACUUUUAGUUUCAUAGAAACUUGGUUUUGACUUUUACAAUUGCAGCAAUGGCUUUGGCUUGCAAUAACCUCCAAAGCGGCUCUUCAACUAGGAUGAGAUGGAAAUAUGAUGUCUUUCUGAGCUUUAGAGGUGAAGACACCCGCAACAAUUUCACCGAUCACGUUUUUGGCGCUCUCAAUAAGAAAAAUAUUAUUACCUUCAGAGAUGACACAAAGCUCAAAAAAGGGGAACAUAUUUCAUCUGAGCUUCAACAAGCUAUUGUAGGAUCCCGUAUUUUGAUUGUAAUCUUCUCAACAAACUAUGCUUCUUCCACAUGGUGCUUGGAAGAACUCGCAAAAAUUGCUGACUGCAUUAAUGUUCCAGGACAAUCUGUUCUACCUAUUUUUUAUGAUGUCAGUCCUUCUGAGGUCCGGAAGCAAAGCGGAUAUUAUGAAAAAGCCUUUCAAGAGCAUGAACAAAGAUUCAAAGCAAAUUUAGAGGAAGUGCAAAGAUGGAGAGGAGCUCUAACACAAGUAGCUAAUCUCUCUGGCUGGGAUGUAAGAGAUAAGCCACAGUAUGGAGAGAUUGGAAAAAUUAUUAAAGAGGUAGCAUGCUUAUUGGGAAACAAAUAUUCUAAUUUACCGGAUAUAGUUGGGAUGAACUCAAGAGUGGAAGAAUUAGAAAACCUUCUGAUUUUGGACUCAGAUGAUAAUGAUGUUCGAGUUGUAGGGAUUUGUGGAAUGGGUGGAAUAGGGAAGACAACUCUUGCUACCACAUUGUAUGCUAAAUUCUCUAAUCAAUUUGAUGCUCACUGCUUUAUUGAUGAUGUAAGUAAAAUUUAUGGAGAUCAUGGUCCAAUUGGAGUACAAAAGGAACUUCUUUGUCAAACUUCAAAAGAAGAAAAUCUUCAAAUAUGCAAUCUUCCUAUGGCAUCUAAUUUGAUUCGAAAUAGGCUAUGUCAAAUAAAGUCCCUUGUUGUUCUUGAUAAUGUUGAUGAAGGUGAACAACUGGAUAAAUUGGACAUGAAAAGAGAAUGGCUAGGCACAGGGAGUAGAAUAAUCAUAAUUUCUAGAAAUGAGCAUAUCUUGAGAGAGUAUGGAGUAGAUAAAGUAUACAAAGUUCGACUCUUGGAUCGUAAAUGUGCCCUUCAAUUGUUCUGUAGGAAAGCUUUCAAAAGUGAUGAUAUCAAGAGCGGUUACAUAUACUUGACAAAUGAAGUACUAGCAUAUGCCAAUGGCCUUCCCCUGGCAAUUAAAGUGUUGGGAUCAUUUUUGUAUGGUCGAGAUGUUUCUGAAUGGAGCAGUGCGUUGGCAAGAUUAAGAGAGAAUCCAAGGACAGAUAUCAUGAAUGUAUUCCGAAUUAGUUUUGAUGGACUAGAGGAUACAGAAAAGGAGAUAUUUCUUGAUAUUGCUUGUUUCUUUAAUAGAGAGAGUGAGGUAUACUUGAAGGAAAUUUUAGAUUUUCGUGGAUUUCAUCCUGAAAUUGGUUUAAAAGUUCUAAUUGAUAAAUCAUUCAUAACACGUGAGAAGCAGGGAAUUUGUAUGCAUAAUUUGUUAGUAGAACUAGGAAAGAGUGUUGUUAGAGAAAUAUCACCCAAAGAACCAAGAAAGUGGAACAGGAUAUGGGACUACAAGGAUGUUCAUAGUGUUAUCUCAGAAAACAUGGCAGCAGAAAACCUUGAAGCCAUAGUUCUGCAGCGUUAUACAGAAAAUGAUAAAGAAAUACAGGAGAUGACAACAUUGAGGGCUGAAGGUUUAGCAAAAAUGAGUCACCUUAAAUUGCUCAUGCUGUGGAAUUUGAAUUUCUCAGGAAGUCUCAAUUUUCUUUCAAGUGAUUUGGGAUAUUUAUAUUGGGAAAAAUAUCCUUUCACUAGUUUACCAUCAAGUUUUCAUCCGGAUAAACUUGUUGAACUGGUCCUACAACACAGCAACGUCAAGAAACUAUGGGAGGGCACAAAGACUCUACCUAAUUUGACACGUAUUGAUCUCUCUGACUCAAAAAAUCUUAUUAUGAUGCCAAAUUUUAAGGAGAUUCCAAAUCUUGAGAGCCUAAAUCUUAAAGGAUGUAUAAAACUUGUGAAGAUUGAUCCGUCCAUUGGCACCUUAAGAAGGCUUUCCUCAUUGAAUUUGAAAAAUUGUACAACUCUGGUCAGUAUUCCUGACAACAUUUUUGGUCUGAGAUCUAUCAAAUUUCUAAGUAUCUCCGGCUGUCCAAAUUUAUUCAAAUUUGAUAAUAAGCUGUUAGAAAUACAAAGACAAACCAAACAAUUGGAGAUGCUUGAUAGCAAGGAUAGUAUUAUCCAAUACCAACCAACAUCCUUUAUCUACAAAUUUCUGGAGACCCACUUCAGAUAUUUGAUUUUUCGAAAACCUGAAGAUUCAGUUGGUUUAUUAUUGCCUUCAUUGUCUCGUUUGUCAUGUUUGGAAUAUCUUGACCUGAGUUUCUGCAAUCUUCUUCAAAUCCCUACUGCAAUUGGGUUGUUACAUUGCUUAGAAACCCUAUAUUUGGGGGGUAACAAUUUUGUCACAUUACCUUCUAGCAUCAAGGAACUUUCCCAACUUAGAAUACUAAACUUGCAGCACUGUAAGCAGCUGAAAUAUUUGCCUGAGCUCCCAUCAAAGAAUGUCUUGCAAGUAAGAAGAACAAUGUAUGCUGAAUUUAAUAUUUUUGACUGCCCCAGUUUAAUUGAUAUGGAAUGCUGUUAUAGAAUGGCUUUUUCUUGGAUGAUACAAUUCCUUCAGGUGCACAUGCAAUCCAAGAUCCCAAAAGAACAGAUUAGAAUUGUUAUUCCCAAAACUGAAAUUCCAAUGUGGCUCGACAAACAAAAUGCAGGCAGUUCAAUAAGCAUCGAUCCAUCACCCAUUAUGCAUGACAAGAAUCGGAUAGGCGUUGCUUGCUGCUUAACAUUUGUAGCACAUGAUAAUCCAACUAAUUUAGGUGAAAAAUGGCCACUUGGUUUUGGGUUGGGUUUUCAAAGUAAACAGCAUGGUCGCGGGAACUAUUCAAUUAUUCCCAUACGUCUUGAAAAAGAUCUGGUCACAGUUGAUUUAGAUCACUUGUUGCUAAUUUUUUUCAGUAGGGAGAGUUUUAUUGGUAUGAUAAGUUAUAUAACAGAGGAAUUGCAUGAUGAUAUUAGUGGUAUUGAGUUGACAGCUUUGAUGGAGCAGCCCCUUGGUUUGCACUUGGAAGUCAAAAAUUGUGGUUAUCGUUGGAUAUUUAAGGAGGAUCUGGAACAAUUAAACCCAGAAAUGAUGUACAGCGGAAAUUCGUCAGUUCAGCCAUAUUAUUUUGCUGAUAAUAAAAAACCUUGAAAUUCAAUAAAAUCAAUUUGAUUUUUUGUAUUUUAAAGAUGAUAAAUGCUGAUUUUUUGUUAGUUCUCU
Messenger RNA from Vicia villosa (hairy vetch), 3579 nucleotides. RefSeq names its product disease resistance protein RUN1-like. The transcript has 6 exons. Gene Ontology annotation, molecular function: ADP binding. Lineage: Eukaryota; Viridiplantae; Streptophyta; Magnoliopsida; Fabales; Fabaceae. Gene Ontology annotation, biological process: defense response; signal transduction. The record is from RefSeq and is a predicted model, not a curated record. Bases 268 to 3510 code for a protein of 1080 amino acids.